AUGGGAGCCGAGAGCUAUUUAUCUUUUCGAGCUCACACGGCCGACCCCACUGACUUCAUCCAAGCGCCGACACCGAUUCGCUCUGAUCGGGCUCUUCAUGACAAAGCCUAUGCAAGCGGUCAGACUGGCAAAAGGACCAAAAAUAUGCCCAAAUCGAUACUUUGGCGGUUCAGCCGAGAGGCAAUAAUGACGGAGGCGUCGUUCAGCCGUUGCAAGGCUUACAUUAAGGUGUGGCAGGAGCUAGCGGCAACUCUAACUCGCUCAAGACGUUAA
This is a messenger RNA of Akanthomyces muscarius, 273 nucleotides long. RefSeq lists its product as uncharacterized. The transcript has 3 exons. Lineage: Eukaryota; Fungi; Ascomycota; Sordariomycetes; Hypocreales; Cordycipitaceae. The record is from RefSeq and is a predicted model, not a curated record. The coding region runs from base 1 to 273 and encodes 90 amino acids.